AAUUCCGUUUCCUCGCUCGCAAUAAGUUCCUUUCGCGCUGCGCUGCUGCAGGCAACCCGCACACAUACAUCUCUACGCUUUGCUGUGAACGUGUAUAGUUAUAGCAACGAAUUUUAGUACCAGAAAGAGAGAGAGAGAGAGAGAGAGAGAGAGAGAGAGAGCCGAGCGAGCGCACAGCGGCUGCAGCGGCUAUAACGACGACACAUAGUGGCCAUCCAGUAUAGCUGCAGCUUUUCAGUAGUAGUUUGUCUGGGUGCCUGUGUGCGCGAGGGAGACGGCGGGUUGGAUAUUGGUGAUGCGGACGGUGCCAAGUGUUAGCGCGAUAUGUCGUCGCAAGUAUAGGUAGUGUGUGCACAGGAUCAUCCCGAGGAAUAUAAGAAGAGAGAGUGAGAGAGAGAGAGAGAGAGAGAGGAGCUGCUGCGCUCGCGCACACAUGAAAUUCGCGCUCUGCGCCCAUCCUCGUCAUCGUCGUCAUCCAGUAACUGGCUACAAAGGGACUUUAAAAAAGAAGGGGAGAGUGUGCAGGCAGCACACCGAGUAGAGAGAGAGAGAGAGAGAGAGAGAGAGAGAGAGAGAGAGAGAGGGAGAGGAAGAGCCCCAUCAGUCGCUGCUGCAGCUACGUCCAUCAAGCUGCUGCGCCUGUUGUUCUCUCCUGCCCUGCAGGUUCGUCAUCGCCAGACUCGUCUCCGCGACGGACGACGAGAAAACAGAAGUAAAGCUUAUUAAUAAAAAUCAGAAUAAAUGGGUAAAACAACAAAGAAACCUGAGCUGUAUCACAACAGUCAGUCACAAAAUGUCCUGCGUAACUUGAUGCUGCGCGACUGUGGCCUGCGCACCACUCAUAGAACAAGUACCAAGGAAUUUGAACCCAUUGCAGAAACAAACUUUAUUCUUAAGAAAUUGAAAGAAUUGAAAUGCGAUUUACCAGGCGUGCCUCGAACUACUUUUUUGAUGGUUUUCAGUCCUGAUGGCACAAAAGUGGCAUCUACUCAUGGAAAUCACAAAAUCUACAUUACAGACCUGACAACUGGAAAGAAUGUAAGAAUUCUGUCUGGUCAUUUACGCACACCUUGGUGUAUAGCAUUUCACCCCACUUCAAAUGAAAUUUUGGCUUCUGGAUGUCUAGGAGGUCAAGUUCGUAUCUGGGAUCUUAGUGGAGGUAGUGAAGUUUGGAUGUCAAAAAAUCCCAUUGCUUCAUUAGCUUUUCAUCCAGUAGAUAGAUUGCUUGCUAUUGCCACAUACAAUGAAGUACACUUUUGGGAUUGGAAUGAACCAACACCAUUCACGUUUAUCACCACAAAAAACUAUAAAGAAAAAGUUCGAUAUGUAGCUUUUGACAAUUUAGGGAGAAAAUUGAUCACAGGAAUAGCUAAUCCUCAGAAUAUUCCAGACAGACCUCGAGUGGAACAUCUUAUUAGAUCCAUCCCACUUUCGAGAAGUGAACGCAUCACGGCACACAGGUUUUCAGUAGCACCAUCACCACGAGUCGCACGUUCGGCAUUCCCACACCAGGAGCCCGAUUCAAAUAGCACUCGAUCUAGACCGGAUAUUGUUUUUGAGAGAAUACCUAACGAGGAUCGAGUAGGAAGUCCCUCCACUUCUAGUACCAAUAACAACGUAGCCAACGGUAUUCCGCGAAACACUGGCUAUAUAAUCGAUCGCUAUCCACCUAGGAGCAUUACGUGGACUCCAUUUUCUCUCCAAACUCGCCUGUCUAUGCCAUCAGCGAGUACCGGCAACAGCAGAUCUAGCGUGCCUAAUAUCGUCAUCGAAAGAAUACCUGAUGAGGAUCGGAGCAACACGCCUCCGAUCGCUAACAACAAUUCGAAUAACGUAAGACCCGAGGAGUCAGAUGACGAAAGCAAUGACGAAGAGUUCUUCAACACGUUUGAUAGGCAUCUGAGAUUUCGGCGGAGUAGAUUAAGAAAUAGACGGCAGAGGAGCCUUGGGUAUCGUUUAAGAGAACAACUUAUUAAUCACAUGAAUCGAGAUCGAGAUGCACCCUCAACAAGUACAAAUAGCACGAGCAAUUCUAGCGGGACUACGAACAAUUACUUCCUCGCCGAAGCAUUUGCACAGAUGCUUCGCAACAUUUUGAAUUUCAAUGCUCAAGAGACAAAUGUCUGUCUUGAAAGGUUGCAGCGUAAUCUGCGUCUACUCAUGGAGGAAUCUAAUCAGAUUCUAGUUCACGUGGGCAUGCGCAUCCUACGCGGGGAUCUGCACGACACUGAACAGAACAACAGCACAUGCUUACAGGACCUCUACAGACUACGCAUUGGUUUGCGUUCGCGAAUCUCAGUAAUGACAGGCCUCGCAGCUGGCAAUCGUAAUCCUCGGUUACAGGCCUUCCUAAACGUCCUUAACGAAGAAGUACAGGCUCUCAAUAAUAUGGAGGGACAACUUAUCAAUACGAACUUUCGCAUCGAGACGCUCAGAGGUGAGUUGUCGUCAUUCAUGGAUGAGCUGCGAUUUCGACAGUCAAAUCAAGUAGCCGCAAACUUAACUGCAAGCACGACCGCCCGGCCUAGCGAUGGACCAGUAGCUGCAACUAGCUCUGCGACUCCUGAAACCUCACAGCCGCAAACGACGUCGGAAGAACCAAGAUCUGCCAGUAUCGAAGAGACCAGAAGAACUACGCCAGCACGUACCGGUACCAGAAGGCCUUGGGAGGACACUAACGAUGAUGAGCAACCACGUGUAACCAGGCGCAGAUUAGAUAACGACUUUGAAAUACGACUAGAUGAUAUUGGACCUGAUUGGCUCAACACAGGCUUUGCAUCAAGUUCGCCAUCAAGUGAAGACAGUGGUUUAAGUGCUAGUGGUGGUACCGGCGGUAACGCUGAUUCAUCGUCAACUCAACAACGAGGCUCUCUCAACUUUUCCGUGUCUUCUCGUUCGGCUUUUCAUCCCACACGUUCGAGCAGCCAGCGUAAUAAUAGUGAUAAUCGUAGCGAUGAUCGAGGUCCUUCAACAUCCUCUGGUCGUGCAGAGCCCACAGCUCCUUCAGCGACGGCAACAGCAGGACGUAGUUCUGCUAACAAUACUAAUACUGCCACCGCCAGUAGUACCAGUGACUUCAAUGGUUUAAGCACUCGGCGAACGUCACGUAUUGUCCGAAGCGCUCAACGUUUAUUUCAGAAUAACUUUGACAUAUUCUGGGAUUCGUUUCAGCGCUACCUAAACUCAAUCGGUAUCGACGAACAGGCUCCUGCCACUAGUAGUAACAACAAUGAUAACCAUGAAAAUGCCGGUGAGCAAUCGGAGAAUGGUUAUUGGCUACUUGAAGAGAACAGUAACUCGGAUUCGAAUCAUGAGGAACCACCUGGAGUCACUAGUGCGGCUCCUGGUCCAAGACGUCGACGAGCUAGUCGCUGGAUACAGCUUGAUUCUUCGAGUAGAAAUGCUAAUACGACCAAUGAUCAGCCAAUGACAUCAACGACUUCAGAUAACACAGCAAACAUAGCAAACGACUACUAUGGUCUAAGUCGGUUGUGCUUACGACUGCAAAACAUAAGUAACGUUAGUUUGCCAGAUCAAAAUUGUCUUUCUCCGAUCUCUGCGAGCUCAACGCGAUAUGAGCAGCCACCCUUAUUUCCCUUCAGAAGUCUGCGGGAAACCGUGAGUCAGCGCGCUGAAAUGAAUCAGGCCAAUGCCCUAGCCAGAGUUCAAAACUGUCAGACGUCGACUACCACCGCUGCCAGUACCAGUACCAGCACCAGCACUAGUAGCAGUAUGAAUUCAAGCAUGAGUACAAGUACUAGCAACAGUAAAAGUACUAACGCCCGUUCAAAUACUAGCUCUAAUACAAGUAUUAACGCCGGCGCAAGUAAUAGCGUUAAUACAAGUACUAACGUCGGUGCAAGUACUAGCGUUAAUACAAGUACUAACGUCGGUGCAAGUACUAGCGCUGGUACAAGUACUAUCACCAGUAUGGAUAUUAACGUGGGUGCAAGUACUAGCGCUGGUACAAGUGCUAUCACCAGUACGGGUAUUAACGUGGGUGCAAGUACUAGCGCUGGUACAAGUGCUAUCAACAGUACGGAUAUUAACGUGGGUGCAAGUACUAGCACCGGUACAAGUACUAGCUCUACUAAGAUUGCUGAGCCAUCGACAUCUGCAGAAGCAGUCCAGAAUAUUGCUAGCACCAGUACUAGCACAAGUAGUAGAACAAGAGAACAAGAAGUCGGCAACGUCGAUAGAUCCACGAAUACCGAUGAUCCGGCCGUAAGGAUCUUGGAGGGGGCUGUUAGAAGCAUCGGUGCCGCAGCUGAAAGAAUAGUUGGAUUCGAACAAGAUUUUCGGAAACUAAUGUUAUUUGGUCGGCACUUCAAUAAUAUUCAGAGUCUUUCUCGUGUUCGUUUGCAAAUCUUUCACUUGCAGCGAGUUCGUCGAAUGUGGGAAAGACUACAACGACGUAUCAAAGAUCUUGUGAAUACAAUAAAUGAUUGCGAUUCUUUCGAAGGGACGCACAAUAAUGAUAAAUCUCAACCAAGUACAAGCAGACAAGGAUCGUUUGCGCCCCAGACUUCAACUUCUGAUGUCGAAUCGCUAACAGAGCCAGCGCGUAAUUUUAAAAAAGCUUUGCUGGAUAAUUACAAAAGGGAAAAUAACGAGAAUGAAGCUGAUCAACCUCAACCGUCCACGUCUACGUCUACUACUUCAACAGCGUUAGACAGACAAGAAACGCCUGGCUCGUCACAACCCGAACCUAGCACAAGUAGUGAUGUUCCCGCAACUGGUAGCAAAGAAGCAUCGACUUCGACGAAUCUAUCAUUGCCAAGUGAGGCAGAGCUCAAUAAGAAACGUCAUGAAAUCCUUCGUGACUUCAUCAAUACAUUUUUCUCCAUAUACAACUUAAAAGAUGCGAAUUCUUUUACUCAGAUGCUAGGUUCCACAUUGCCGGGACCUUCGAAUGAUCAUACUUACUCAAAUCUAUCCAACAAUUAUAAUCCACUAUCUCGCAGUUUCGUGAAUUUAUCCACUAAUAACAGAACCACCGGCAAUAACAAUAAUAACGACAACAGUAAUAAUAGUAGCAACAACAUACAGCUACCAAGUACAUCAAGUCUCGUACAUGAUAUUUCGAGUAGUAUAUCAAGUCUCGUAAAUGAUAUUUCGAGUAGUAUGCCCAGCUCGUUACGCCUUCCCACAGUUGUAGACUUUUCGCCGUCUAGUAAUAACAAUCCAUCGUCUAGCGACGCCACUACCUCAAGAGCAGGAGAUGUCGGACCGAGUACAUCAACUGGUAAUAGUAAUGAUGCAGUGGCAGGAAGUUCUUCCUCGCAGAUAACGGACAGCUCAGCAUCGAGUAAUAUGUCCGAAUCUCCUACAAAUAGUACAAGUAUUCAAGAAAGACAGUCCAGGUAUCAAAGGGUUUGGCGCUACGGAAGAAGAAUGUAUCUUCGACGUCCUCGACUGCUCUCUGUAGGUCCGAGGAAUAUGAAACGUGUUGCGCGAAUGCAAAAUUUUAGUCACAUCUAUCGGCACUACGAUCAAUUACGAAGAAAUCAGCGUAAUCGUAAUACAGCUACUCCAAGUACCAGUACAGCUGCUGGCACUAGCACCACUACUGAUAAUACUGACCGUGAUCGUUCACAAUCCUUCGAAUCCUUCCAGUCUACGAUAAGCAGUUUACGCAAUUUGAUCCAGCAACGGAAUACGUGCAUGCACAGGAGACAGCAGCAGCAAUCCGCAAAUAGAGUCCCAGGAGCGUGCGGCGAUUUACAGAACAAGUUUGAGGACAUUUAUAGUGUCGCGGAGCGCUUAAAGGCUAGACUCAGUACGAUGGUACAGAAUCUGACAGAUUUCUUCCAGCAGAAUAGACGAGCAAUAGGUAGAGAUAACGUCUUGCGUGAGCAGAUAUUGGAGAUCUACGUAUUGCAAGGUCUUGGUCUGCAACUUACGGAUCUACUUCUUGAACAACUUUCUGCAACGAGGCGUAAUCUUGAAUCGAAUUAUUAUGGAUACGGUUCAUUGCUUUCGACAACGCAGCCAGUAGCUGAUAAUGCUCAGCCAUCGACCAGUACUGGAACAAGUACGACUAGUUCAGCUGAAGUUCUAACUUCUACUACUAAUACGAGCAGUAGUAAUGGGCCAACUGCAACGCCGGUAGCCAGCAAUAGUACCAAUACUGCGUCUGCAUCAGCGAGUACAUCUACAAAUAUAGCGGGCUCUUCUUCAUCGAAUAACAGUCCUAGAGAUACUUUGGCGAGAUUGUCGCGAUUGUUCGAGAUAAAUGAUACAACGUUAAGAACUGCAUCAAUGUUAGCUAAUACAUCCGUUGGAGUUGGAUCUGACUCUGUGAGUUCGACAAGUACGACGGCAAAUGCGUCAACGCUUAGUUUCGAGUCGGGCGAUAAUAAUGACAACAGUUUAGCGAAUGACUCUCGCAAUGAGAACGCUUUAUCGGCAGAAAUUCAGAGUAUCAUAGAGCGGAUUCAGAACAACACAAAUAAUGCCGUCGACUCAAGUCAGCGAUACCAAAGCAGAAGUGGGGCAAACACUCGCUUCGACAAUGACAGUGAUGAUCGCGAGGAUGACGAAUAUGCACCCAGUGUAUCAAACCCUCCGAACAGUGAUGAUCCGAUUCAGAACCGAGAGUCUGGACGGACAUGGCCGACAAACACAACUAAUCCACCUUCCAUUGGCCUGUUUAGACGGAGUCCCCUUGAACGCUUAAUGAUAAUUCAACGUUGUCAUGCGCUACAUCGUAGACUACAAUACUUGUUGGGCAAUAACAAUUCGAAUAGCAAUAACACUAGUGAUGCCAACACGUCUAGUUUACCUGAACGGGGCCGCCAUCCAGACUUCAGUACAUUCUUCAAUUCGCGCAGUGAUGGUCUCAAUCCCAUGUCCGGGGCCAGUGCCGCUGCUGGUUCACCUUCAGCUGCAUUGCGACAGUACCUAAAUGUACCAGUGAUACGCAUCAACAACUUACCUGUUGAUAGCUCUUGGGGACCUCCGUCCCCGCCACUUAUUCGCCGACGCCGGCCCAGUCGCUCUAGUUCUUUUAGAGGCGACAGGAGUAGCGCUACCAUGAGCAAUGCGGCCAGUUCCACUGCACCCAACAACGACUCAGGCUACCAUUCCGCGUCUUCUUUAUAUUUGAACAGUAUUAGGAGACAGAUUCAACAAAUUCAACAAAGGGUCUAUACACAGGCUUCAUGGAGAGAUGUGUGGAGAGAUGGCUUAGUAUCCCGAGCACAAUCAUUGUUCAGAGCUGGUGAAGGUUCAAGUGGAGGACAGGAUCCUGAAAAUGAUAGCGACGACGUCGAAAUUAGGGAGCAUCAAAUUAAUAUGACAUUCAACGGACUUGAAAUUCAAAGUUACAGAAUACAAGCAUGGGAUUUUUCCAGUAUUCCUGAAAUUCAUGAUUCAAAGAAAAAUGUGAUAGUUCGUGAUUGUAAAAUUCAUAAUGAUGCCAGUAUUGAUAUAUCAUCUGACGGAACAUUAUUAGCAACAUUAAUGCCAACGGGGAAUUAUAGUUCAACUACAACCAUAGGUGUAUAUAGUUUACAAUGGGAGUCGCUGGGCCAAAAGGUGUACUCAACGCAAACAGAUCAGACAGUCAUUUCCGUAUCGAUGUCACCUACCAAGCAACAUCUCCUAGUAGGCCUGGCUUCGCGUCGUAUUCCUUUACCGACCCGUCCGAUUCCUAUGGCUCUUAUUUAUAAACUCGUCGAUCCCGAGACUGAUCCGAUCGAUUCUGGCAACAUAAACGCUCCACAACGUCCGGACUAUUCUUCACGCCAUGCUGAAUAUAUAUGCAUCAUUAACAACUACAUCAAUGAUUUGCGUAGACUAAGAACUAACGAUGAACAGCAACAAAAUGGAAAUCAGUCUCAACAGCAGCGAAAUGGAAAUCAACAACAACCGCCUCAGCAAAAUGGCGAGGUACCGGAUAGGCUUAGUAGAUUGACAAGAGUCGCUUUAGCUGCAAUGAAUUCUAGAACGCCACUCUACCCCGAUGCGAGUGACGGCAAACCUAAUCGAAAAAGUAUGAUACUGUUGCGUGAAUUGCUGCAAAAUCGCGAGACUCCAAGCUACAUGAGUUUAAAUUGUAUUAGAUGGGCCCCGCAACCGGGUCAAGGUAUGGUUUAUGCCACUAACACUGGCUUGUUGAAUAUAUUGUAUUGAGAGAGCUACUUUAAUCCCUAUUCUCUCUUGAGCAAGAUUUGAGUUUAUGAGCAAGUUUUUCGAAGCGUUUAGUAGGAAAUAAUGCUUUUAUUGUGUGAUACGGGAAACCAUGAUUUAUCAUGGUUUCUGGUGGUUAUAUUUAAAAAUGGAUGACGAAUUGUGUAGUACGACUGCUGCAAAGAUGUUGAUGGGACAUCUUGAAACAUUAUUCAAGCAAAUUGUAAAAAAUCAAAGUUAUAGUUAAUUAGAACUAUGGCGUCUAUUAAUGAAAGAGUACGACAGCCGGUUACCUUUCCCACCUAUGAGGCGACUAAUAUUAAGAGAAAUUUAUCGAUUCUGCAUAUAAGCAUUAAUUCGAGUCAGAUAGGAAACAUUUGAUUAGUAAGACCUCUAUGGAAGUAAUAUAUUUUACUCUUGAUAGAUUAGAAAUUGUAGCAUAAAAACACUUGGCAUACAUGAAAUCUUGAUAUUUUAUCACUAACAGUCAGUCCCGAUCUUAUUAUGCACAUACUACAUUAUCAGAAAAAGGGUGGAGCGCGGAAUUUAUUGCGGGGCUGUGCCUUAUCAAUCUGUUCAUUUCUAAGUUCUAUUCUAACAAUAAGGAAACAUGAUUUAAAGUUUAUCGUAGAACUAUUGUAUAAAUAACAAAAUGAUAAAAUAACGAUAAGUGAGGUGUUAUUUUAACUGUAAUAACGAAAUGCAUUCGAAGUUAAUGCGUGUGUUGUAAUAACUUCUAAGAUUUUGUAACGUAUUAUUUAAGCCGUACUUUAUGAUCAUAUGCUGUUUUUACUGUCAGACUGAAUUAAAAUUGCGAUCUGAGUAUUUUUUUUUUGUUUUUUUUUUAAUUAUAUUGCAAUAUACUUUUGUGAUAGCGAUUAGAAGUGUAGAUUGUUGCAUUAAUUUGCAAUGUGUUAAUAUUCCAAAGUUUUCUCUUCUUUUAUUAUUCUCAACAAUAAUUUGCGUCAUUGCUGAGAACUGCAUUAAACCUUAUCGCUAUGAAUUUCUUGUGCCAUUUGAUUAUCCUAAUUAUUUUAUGCAACAGGGUGUUUUUUUACAUGAUUCUCAGUAAAAUUUGGUUCUAUUACGAAAUAUAAAAGUAUAUGUUUACAUAUAAUAGUAGUCUGCAACUUAUACAAAAGUAUUUAAAAUAUUGCCAUACUGCAUAAUGUUUAAUGUCUUGCAUCUCGGAAUAUUUCAAUACGAUAAUGCAUAUGUAAAUGUAUUUUUUGUAGACAAGGAACGAUCAUGUGUAAGGUACUAACUAAAUGAAAAGUAAUUCUUUUUAUUUGAAAUCAUUUUAAAGUUUUUCUUGUAAAUACACCAUAAUCGAGUUCCUAAUUCAUUAACAAUUUUUUAAUAUUGUUUAACAAAAAAAAAUAUAUAUAUAUAAAUAUAAAAAAUUAAAAAAAACAACGAGAUGCUACUUAUAACAGUAACACACUGACCGUUCCGCGACUGUGAGACCAAAUCAAUCUUUUGCUUUUUAUAUGAAUAUUUAAAAUGCCAAUAAAUUGGUGAUAUAAAAA
Messenger RNA from Nasonia vitripennis (jewel wasp), 9662 nucleotides. Its product is annotated as serine-rich adhesin for platelets. NCBI's taxonomy places the organism in Eukaryota, Metazoa, Arthropoda, Insecta, Hymenoptera, Pteromalidae. Gene Ontology annotation, biological process: autophagy. The coding region runs from base 742 to 8136 and encodes 2464 amino acids. The record is from RefSeq and is a predicted model, not a curated record. Gene Ontology annotation, molecular function: protein binding. The transcript has 22 exons. Gene Ontology annotation, cellular component: intracellular membrane-bounded organelle.